AUGGGUGACAAGCGCAAGCUCGUUCAGGAUGAGGUUGUCGAGCCUGAAGGCAAGAAGAUGAAGAAGGAGAAGAAGGAAAAGAAAGAGAAGAAGGAAAAGAAGGAAAAGAAGGAAAAGAAGGAAAAGAGCAAGUCUCUCGAUGAGUCGGAAGUUGUCGCUCCCGUCGAAACUACCCCCGAAGAGGUGAAGGAGAAGAAGGACAAGAAGGAAAAGAAGACAGAAAAGUCCGAGAAGGACAAGAAAGAGAAGAAGGAGCGCAAGGAGAAGAAGCGCAAGGCCACUGAAGCCGCGGUCGAGUCUUCUGCUGCUCCCUCAGAGGACGCAAUGGAUGUGGACGAGGCCCCCGCCGACAGCAACAAGAAGGAAAAGAAAGAAAAGAAGGAGAAGAAGGAGAAGAAAGAGAAAAAAGAGAAGAAGGAGAAGAAGUCCAAGAAGGAGGAGACCUCCGAGCCCGUUGCAGAAACCGAAGAACAGCCUGCCGCUGAGGCCGAGGCCGAACAGCCCCAGAAGGGUGCUCGCUUUAUCUGCUUUGUUGGCAACCUUCCCUACUCUGCAAACCAAGAGUCCCUGGCCAAGCACUUUGAAAAGAACCCUCCUGCCACAAUCCGUGUCGCAACCAAUAAGGAUGACCCCAAGAACAAGUGCCGCGGCUUUGCAUUCAUUGAGUUUGACAACUACGACCGCAUGAAGACCUGCCUCAAGUUGUACCACCACUCCAUGUUCGAUGAUGGAAAAUACCCGCCUCGCCGCAUGAACAUUGAGCUGACUGCUGGUGGUGGUGGCGGCAAGUCCGAACACCGUAAUGCUAAGAUCCAGGCCAAGAACGAGAAGCUCAACGAGGAGCGCCAGCGCCAGGCUAAGGAGAUCCAAAAGGACAAGAAGAAGCACGAGAAGCAACCCACUGGUCCCACUGGUGCCAACGCGGCUGGUGCAGAGGCUCCUGCCGACCCUAACGACCCAUGGGCUGGCUUGCACCCUAGCCGCAGAGGCCGUGUUUAA
Molecule: messenger RNA, 999 nt
Organism: Penicillium soppii
Lineage: Eukaryota; Fungi; Ascomycota; Eurotiomycetes; Eurotiales; Aspergillaceae
Product: RNA-binding protein
Exons: 3
Coding region: 1-999 (332 amino acids)
Molecular function (GO): RNA binding
Source: RefSeq, a predicted model, not a curated record